GUAUCGUUACGGGCAUCCGUAUCAGCUGCCGCUUUAGUGUCGUGCAGUCCAGGUUAUUACAUAGCUGCGUUGAAUUCAGGCAUUAAGAGAAGAGAAGGCUACCGGGAACGCGAUACUCUAGGUAAGAUUAGACAGGACCACAGCUAGAUUAGAGCUGACGGUUCGGUAAAUAGUGAGACGUAUGGCAUGGUCCCCAGAUAGUUGAUGUCACUUGGCUGCCUGGUCUGGUUGGUCGUCCUGCUAGAUAGUAAGAUCCAGGCUGCUGAAAUGCGCUAGAGGGCGGUAUAUCUACUAAAUUCUGGACCUCCCUGUAGCUAGAGUUUGGUUAGAUUUUGAAUUUACAGUUUCUAUUUCUUCGCAGGUUAGAAAAACAAAACCAACAACAGUCUAGAGAUUAUGAACAGUGUGCGCGAGCUUCCCGUGCUACGGUUAUUGGGAAAAUCCGAACAGCUUUCCGCUGUUUCUCAUCAACUAGGAUUCUUCAAGAAUGUGGGAAUAUCUGCUCACUACUCUCUCUCUACUGUUGCUACUCUACCCGAUUUGCAGUCAAUCAUCUACGCCGCAUUGACACAAGUCGUCCAUGGAAACUCCAUCCUAUCCGCCGUCCCGAUCGACGAACUAUCUCCAAACGCCUACUUCGUCCGUUUGCAGUCUCUCGAUCUUCGUUCCUGCGUACUUUUCAAGACUAGAGCGAGCUCGAUUGAUCAGCGCAACCAAGACACUGAACUCGACACAAUUCUCCAGGAGGAACACAAUACUGACUUCAAGCUUUCUCAUGGUCACCUGCCUUUCUGGCGACUGACUAUCCUGCAAGACACUAGUGGAGAGAAGGGGUGUGGUUUCACCGCAUCCUUUGUCUUCCAUCAUAGUCUCGGCGAUGGCGCAACAGGAGUCAUCUUCCACCAGUCAUUCCACCAGGCACUCGAGAGUGCUCUCAUGCUACCGUCUUUGAAAUUAAGCAGCCCGAAAAUACAAGUGUCUGAGAGUUCGACUGUUCUGCCACCACUAGAAGAUUUGCAUCCGUUGCCGUUGAAUCCGAACCCACUUCAUCACCGCACAUCGGGUGAGGAGCUGGAAGAGUGGACAGGAAAUCCCAUCCAACUACCAAUGAUGUCGCAUUACCGGACACUGUUCUUUCCACCAAUAGCUUCAGCUAAAUUUGCGCAAGAGUGUAAAGAGAAUGGUCUCACAGUGACGUCCGGCUUAACCGCGGUAUUGGCCAGUGCGUUGUUCGAGCAGCUUCCAGAUACUGUCCACGCACUCACAGGUAUCAUACCGAUCAACCUUCGUCCAUGGCUCAGCCUCCACCACAACUGCAGCUCCACGAGCGAAGCGAUGGGCAGUUUCAUCGAUGCAUUGAAAGUACAGAUCCGUCGCGAGCAUUGCUCCUUCCCCACCGACAGCGAUGAACACACGGGAGCUACAUGCGGACUCGCGGCCGGGCGUCAUACAGCGAAAACAAUAAAAGAAUACAUGGGUAACAAGAGUCCGAGUGGUGAGCCAUAUACGUCGAUUGCUGCAUUCAAAGGUAUACACGACACAGCUGCGGUGUUCAAGUCUAUGCUUAACACGCCCCGCGAUGCGGCAUUUGAGAUCUCGAACCUUGGCCGCUUCCCGCCACCUUCUUCCCCGUCACUUGACGUUCCUAAUGAUGCUUGUGAAGGUCGAUGCCGUAUCGGACGCAUGACCUUCAGUCGUAGUGCUGUUGGCUUUGGCGCUGCGAUCACAACGAGUGUUUUGAUGGGAAACGAUGGAGUCUUGAGCGUGGGGUGGAGUUGGCAAGAGGGAGUGGUAGGGGAGAAGCUUGUGGAAAGUGUUAUGGAGGGUUUUAGGAAGGCCGUUGAGGGUGGUGUUCAUUUCUGAGGGAAAGUGAUAGGGUCAAUUGACAGCUUGAAAUGCAGCAGAGGAAUAACACAUCACAUUCGACCCCCAGGAACAGUUUUGAGGAAACUGUUUCCUACCCGCUGAGUAGUAAUUCCCACAAGACGAGAUCGCGUAAUGCGCAAGUCGACACGACGUCUCCAUGCCAUCAUUCGGUCCUUCAUUCGCCACAAGAUCAAUGUCAUGCGUCGAUCUGCUUUUGUUUCAGGCGCGACGCGCGGUCAUUUUGGCGCAUACUACCAAUUCGCUCAAUUUGACGCAAUCUGAGCUGUAUAUGUACAGCCGGUAGACUAAGAGAAUUGAUCUUAGCGUGAGAUAGGCCCGAAAAGCUACAUGGGAGUUGGUAGCCUACAUGCGCAUGCGCGGAGACGUGCCUACAAGAGCAGAAAUACAGACUAGGCAGCCUGAUUCGCGCAGAAGGCUGAGGCAAUUGUCGCCCAUCGGGUUAGUCGCCCAACACUGCCAAGAUGCUAUUAUCUCGC
This is a messenger RNA of Alternaria alternata, 2363 nucleotides long. RefSeq lists its product as hypothetical. NCBI's taxonomy places the organism in Eukaryota, Fungi, Ascomycota, Dothideomycetes, Pleosporales, Pleosporaceae. The coding region runs from base 397 to 1863 and encodes 488 amino acids. Gene Ontology annotation, molecular function: N-acetyltransferase activity. The transcript is spliced from 2 exons. The record is from RefSeq and is a predicted model, not a curated record.